Molecule: messenger RNA, 3926 nt
Organism: Corvus hawaiiensis (hawaiian crow)
Lineage: Eukaryota; Metazoa; Chordata; Aves; Passeriformes; Corvidae
Exons: 2
Coding region: 2192-3559 (455 amino acids)
Source: RefSeq, a predicted model, not a curated record
UACACGUGCAAGAUUAAUUUUCAGAAGAAAACUUAAGUAGCCUUAAAAAAAUCCAUGAAAAACGUUUGUUUUGCUUCAAUAACUCCAUAAUCAUUUGUAAUUUAAAUUAAGUUCUUGCGACACAAAUGUGUGCUUUGCUCAAGAGAAGGAAAACUUGUUUUUCUGGUAGGUGUGGCUGCUGUUACUGACAUUAUAAGAGCAAUAGCUAUGUGAAAUAAAAUGUGCCAGGAAGGUAUUGUACCAGGUUUUUUUCUCUCAGUAUUGUUCUGUAUCGAACAAUUACUGCAAUUUACCUUAAAAGUAUUUAAGUUUUUAUCUGUUUAAAAUAAACAAGUAGUAGAUUAUUUAACAAAAUAACUUAGCAAAAAAUAAAUGGAGGACUGAACAGAACUUCACUCGGCUAUCUGCUUUAAAAGGUACUUUUUCCUUUCCAGCGUUCGCUGUUCAAAACAUAGUUGAAAUGAUACAUUUUUUUCUUGUUUGUUAUUUAUUGCUAGCAAAAGCAGAAGAAGAACAGGUAAUAAAUUGAUAUUGUUAUUUGCUGUUGACAUGGUUUGAUAACUAAAGAAAUUUAGUUUAAAAAUAUUUAUUCUGUAAGACUGAACAAUAUUUUAAGCCAUGAAUAGAUAAAAACCAAGGGGAAGAAUGUUAAAUGUGACCUACUCUGUGUUGCAAGAAUGCUAAAGUAUAUAACAUCCUUGGAAUAAGAAUGCUUGGGGGAAACCUGUACUUUAGCAUGUUUCAUAAAAAGAUUUAGAAAGUUUGUUUGAGUUGUUUUCAGUCACAAAUCUCCAGCUGGAAGUCGUAUGACAGUAGCAGACUCUUACUAUGUAUUUGCAGUUCGGCUCUUAAUUUUAAGGACUUCUGAGGAGGACUCUCCAUUUCAGAGAUGGAAGAGUCAGUGCUUUCUGCUGCUCCUUUUCUGCUUUGUGCCUAGUGUGAUGUAGUGGGAUUUUUGGUGCCCUUAUGACAGUUCUGGUCUGAAAAGCAGUUUCUUGGUAGCUAGCAAAGGCUGCUGUAAAUCACAUCAGCCCUGGUAUAUGGGACAUUUUAAGGGGUAUGUUGUGAAUGUGGUUCUCCCUAGUUCACUUUUUCAUGAAAGAGCAAUUGUGAAAAUACCGUACAUUAUUUUGGAGGCACGGACAAUUAUUUUUGUCCUGCCUGCUGGAAACAUUUUUGUCAUCUUGUGCAAUUGCAGCAGUUCAUUCCAUCUCAGCAUUUUACCCCACACUGCCUGCUGGCAGUUGGGGGAACUCUCUUCUACCAAUCCAGUUUUCUGAUCUGACGUGAAUUUGAUUAAUCUGGGACACCCUUUUCCCAAGACUCUCUGUGGUACAAGCAGGCCUUUGAAGAGAUUUGCCGUCACUUUUCUGUUUAUGGAUCAUACCUGAAUGCCUAAAGAUGAAUUUGUAGAGAAAACUUUCAUCUAGGCUUCACUUGCAGAAAUUAGUGCUUGAGAGUGCCAUAAACUCCCACUCAGGCAUUAACACUUGCUAGCACAAGUGCUGCUAAAGACUUCAGUCAUCCAGGCACUCAGGACUGCCUACCUGUUCCUGCAGCAGCAAGAGUUUUAAGACCUGACCCCCAAACCGUGCCAGGAGCUGAGCCAGCACUAAUGCAGUGUGAGGAGGCCCAGAUCUCUAGCACGCAUUAAUAUGAGAUGACCUUUCCUGCAGUUCCUGCCUUGUGUAUGGCUACAUAGGGUAGAGCAGCUAACUGAGUUCUGUACCUACAUAGAUUUCACCUGUCUUCUGCUGGAUUGUACGAACUGACCUUCCUCUGUACGUAUGGUCUCAUUUGUGGUGAACUGCAAGUUAGGGAAUUCAUAAAUUAGUGAUUAUAUCUGGACCAUUGUGUGUAAUCCCCAAUUAGCAUGUUUAUUAUGAACUUGAUUAAUUCUAUAUAUAUUUAAUUUAUCUGCCUCUCGCUUGUCUGUGAGAAAUCUGGUUGAGGGGAUUUUUUUAACGUAAUUUGCAUACACACUGUGUAGGGGGAAUAAAAUUUUUGCUUUGCUUUAAGAAUUACUGCCUAGUUAUUAAAUUGGAUAUUUUAAAAUUUGGAUUAUAGAAAAAGAGAAAAUUUCUCCUUGUACUGCUGUAUAUAGACCUCUGUUAUAUUCUUGUACAGAACCCUCCAUGUACAGAAACUGCUCCACACAAAUAGAGGCAUUCAGAGUGUUGCGCACAGUACCAUGCGGCAGCAUAAAAUACAAGGACAAAGAAAUUUGCAUCCACAUUUAGAUACGUACAAAAUGUUGUGUGCUGGGAAAAAAUCUUACUUUGCUGCUGCUGUGUGCAUUAUUACCGUAACUUCAAUGCUUGCAGUUUCUUAUCUGAGCUUACAGAGACUUUCUCAUCAGCCAAAAGUAAUUCAAGAAGGCAGAAGAUGUCGAGGGAAAAUUGCCAAUAGCACAAUAACAGCAUUAAAAGGUAACAAAACUUUUAUUAUAUCCCCAUACUUUGAUGACAGAGAAAGCAAAGUCACUCGUCUGAUUGGGAUUGUUCACCAUGAAGACGUAAAACAACUGUACUGCUGGUUCUGCUGUCAGCCCAAUGGAAAGAUAUAUGUAUCAAAAGCAAAAAUCGAUGUUCACUCAGAUAGAUUUGGAUUCCCUUAUGGUGCAGCAGAUAUAGUUUGUUUGGAACCUGAAAAUUGUGAUCCAACACAUGUAUCAAUUCAUCAGUCUCCACAUGGAAAUAUUGACCAGCUGCCAAGGUUUGAAAUUAAAAACCGCAAGGCUGAGACCUUUUCUGUUGACUUCACUGUGUGCAUUUCUGCCAUGUUUGGAAACUACAACAAUGUCUUGCAGUUUAUACAGGGUAUGGAAAUGUACAAGAUUCUUGGAGCACAGAAAGUGGUGAUCUAUAAGAACAACUGCAGCCAUCUGAUGGAGAAAGUCUUGAAGUUUUAUGUAGAGGAAGGAACUGUUGAAAUAAUUCCCUGGCCAAUAAACUCACACCUCAGGGUUUCUUCUAAAUGGCACUUCAUGCAAGAUGGAACACACAUUGGCUACUAUGGACAAAUCACAGCUCUAAAUGACUGUAUAUACCGUAACAUGGAAAGGAGCAAGUUUGUGGUCCUUAAUGAUGCUGAUGAAAUAAUUCUUCCCCUUAAGCACCCAAACUGGAAAACAAUGAUGAACAGUCUUCAGGAACAAAACCCAGGGACUAGUGUUUUCCUCUUUGAGAACCAUAUCUUCCCAGAAACUGUAUCUUCUGGCAUGUUCAACAUUUCAUCUUGGAAUACUGUGCCAGGUGUUAACAUAUUACAGCAUGUAUACAGAGAGCCUGACAGGAAAGAUGUGAUCAAUCCCCGGAAAAUGAUAGUUGAUCCACGAAAGGUGAUUCAGACUUCAGUCCAUUCUGUCCUACAUGCUUAUGGGAACAGUGCAAAUGUUCCCAUGGAUGUUGCUCUCAUUUAUCACUGUCGGAAGGCCCUUCAAGGAGACCUUCCCAGAGAAUCCCUCAUCAGGGAUACAACACUAUGGAGAUAUAACUCAUCAUUAAUCAUGAAUGUUAACAAGGUGCUAUCUCAAACCAUGCUGCAAGCUCAAGAGUGAAACCUUGGUUAUAAGGAGGGAAAGUGGAGCACUACCUGUAUGGUGGGAAGACAGAGGAUAUCAAUAAAGAUCACAUUAAAUUGAUUUCCACAUGGAGUUUACAUUUUGCUGCAAUUAUUUGGGGAAUCUAUAGCAAAGCCAUGGAUCAUUUAAUGGUAUCAAGGGUUGCAGUAUUUCUUCUGGGAAAUGUUCAAUUUGUUUUCAGUUAAAACAAUAAUCAAAUAAUGUGAAACAGUUUUCAGCCUAUGUACAAAAAGUACUACGGUCAUUAGUAUUAAAGGUAGCAUUGCUUAAUUCUUGCAAUUUGUAUGUCACGGGGUACCAAAUUUGUAUGUAUCAAUUUGAGUAAAGGUAAAGAAGUAAUUGA